GGCUCUUAACUUCCCCAUUGUGCAACUUGAGUGAUCCGCUGGCAGCGCGGCUCCGGUUGACGUGCCGCUAUGCGAUGGCAACGUGCGGCGUCGCUGCCACUGAAUGAAACGGCGGUGUUGUUUGUGCGGAGGAAAUGUGGAUUUGUGUCCUCGGCACCCCGUUUGGUCUGAAGUUGGAGCAGGUCGACCAGUUGACAGAAGUAGUUUGACGGAGCCCGUGGAUCGCCGUCCCCUGACCAAGCAGGCCAACUCCCAUUGCUGGAGCUUCAGUGCAACCCUUUGUUGGCAACCGUAAUGUCCAUAUUAAUGUGGUUUGGGGGGUUUAAAGUUAUUAAGAUCGCCUUGGCAGGUGUAAGUCAUGGCAGAAACCUGAUAGGAACCUCCACUGGGCUGCACAAUCAUUUGUUUGCCAACUAGUAUGAGGAGUGCCAUGAAAUGUAAAUCUCCAUUUCCUUUUUUUCAGCCUUUUUAAAGAGGUAAUUUUGCCUGAAUUACAAUAAAAGGCCCCCCAUAUUUUCUCACCUGCCUACAGUAGAGUGCUGUUGACUCAUCAGAUAGUUUUGGUUUUCAGACGUCAGUCAGUGAAAUUUCUGCAACCACUCCAGUACAAAACAGAGCUCCUAGCCUUGGCCUUGAGGGGGCACCAGCAUGAGUCAGGAGUCACUGGAGUCUGAUGGAGACUCAGCUCAGGAUGUGUGUGACUUCAGCUGGGAUGACUACCUGGAGGAGACUGGAGCCGUGUCUGUGCCCCAUCACGCCUUCAAACAUGUGGACCAGGGCCUGCAGACAGGACUGACCCCGGGCAUGAAGCUGGAGGUGUGUGUGCGCUCGGAGGCCGACAGUCCUUACUGGGUGGCCAACAUCAUCACCACAUGUGGCCAGCUGCUGCUGCUGCGCUACGAGGGCUACCAGGACGACCGGCGUGCCGACUUCUGGUGUGACAUCUUGACGGCAGACCUCCACCCGCUGGGCUGGAGCCGCCAGCAUGGGAAGGCCAUGAGAGCUCCCGAGGGUGUGCGUGAGAAACACCAAGACUGGGAGGCUCUGCUGGAAAAGGCCUUGGCAGAGGAGUGCAGCGUGCCUGCCAGCCUGCUGGAAUUGCCCCAGUGUGGAAGAGACCCAGUGGAGCUCCUGUGUGCAGGUUGCUACGUGGAGCUCCAGGACAGUGUUGACCUGGGGCUGGCCUGGGCCGCCGAGGUAGAGGAGAACGUCGGAGGAAGGCUGAAGCUGCGCCUGGUAGGCACCGAGGGCCUCCCAGACACACCCGCAACCCUCUGGCUCUUUUACCUCCACCCACGCCUCCACCCACCCGGCUGGGCCAAAGAGCACGGCUGCACCCUCAGGCCUCCCUCAGACCUGUUGGCCCUGCGGACAGAGAAAGAGUGGGAGGAGGUGAGACAGCGGAUCAGCGACCUGCCUCAGGAUGAAGCUCUGACUGCAGAGUUCAGUAAGGAUCAGCCUGCCAUUGCUGCUCAUUGUUUCAAGGAAGGAAUGAAACUGGAGGCUGUUGACCCUGCUGCUCCUAUUUCCAUCAGGCCUGCCACUGUCACCAAGGUGUUCAGUGAGCAGUACUUCUUGGUGACGAUGGACGACCUUUGUGGAAUUGAGGAGUCAGAGGGUGCCGGGAGGUCCUUUCUGUGUCACAGAGACAGUCCAGGGAUCUUCCCUGCUCAAUGGAGCCUAAAAAAUGGGCUCCCUCUCAGUCCCCCACCAGGAUACCAGGGUCCAGACUUUGACUGGGCAGAUUACCUGAAACAGUGCGAGGCCGAAGCAGCUCCACAGCACUGCUUCCCAACUGAGCAGUGUGACCACAGCUUCAAAGAGGCCAUGAAACUGGAGGCUGUCAACCCACUGUCACCUGAGAACAUUCACGUGGCAACUGUCACCAGAGUGAAAGGGCAAUACAUUUGGCUCAGCUUGGAAGGCCUGAAGCAGCCCAUGCCAGAGGUGAUAGUUCAUGUGGACUCCCUCGAUAUCUUUCCUGUCAGCUGGUGUGAGACAAACGGCUAUCCACUCAUUUACCCCAUCAAACCCUCAGUUGAAAAAGAGAGGAAGAUUGCUGUGGUGCAGCCUGAGAAACACCGAACUCCACCUAAGUCAUCGUCACCUGACACUGUCAAGCAGCAGAUGGCCAACCAGUCAGAGACAGGAGCGGGGAACGGGAAAUACUGCUGUCCCAAGAUCUACUUCAACCACCGCUGUUUCUCUGGGCCUUACCUGAACAAGGGACGCAUUGCAGAGCUGCCUCAGUUCAUUGGCCCUGGAAACUGUGUCCUUGUGCUCAAAGAGGUAUUGACUCUGCUGAUAAACUCUGCAUACAAGCCCAGCCGUGUGCUGAGAGAGCUGCAGCUGGACCAGGAGAGCCGCUGGCAAGGCCAUGGAGAGACACUCAAAGCCAAGUACAAGGGAAAGAGUUACCGUGCCACUGUGGAAAUCGUCCGCACUGCAGACCGCGUUGCAGACUUCUGCAGGAAAACCUGCAUCAAGCUUGAGUGCUGCCCGAACCUGUUUGGACCUCGCAUGGUUCUGGACCGCUGCUCAGAGAACUGCUCUGUCCUCACCAAGACCAAGUACACAUACUACUAUGGCAAGAAGAAGAGUAAACGUGUUGGCCGUCCACCCGGCGGCCACUCCAACCUGGAGGGAGGCGUGAAGAGAAGAGGGAGGAGGAGGAAGAGGAGGAAGCAGCUCUUUGUCCAUAAGAAGAGACGCUCCUCAGCCUCAGUAGACAACACACCUGCUGGGUCUCCACAGGGCAGUGGAGAGGAAGAAGAUCUGGACGAAGAUGACUCCCUGAGUGAAGACACUGGCUCUGAGCUACAGGACGAUAUGCAGGAUGAUUCUGAGCAAUCAUUUGGAAAGUCUCAGCCCACCACGCCGUCCCCCUCCCCACCGGCAACACCCAGGCCCACGCGUCGGCGCCGGAAACCCCGCUCGCCCUCAUUCUCUGAUGACGAGAACCGUCCUCCCUCACCAAAGACCUCAAAGACUGAGACUCCUCAGAAGUUGUGUUUGGACACCAGCCCACUGGAGUGGAGCGUCACCGAUGUGGUUCGUUUCAUCAGGACCACUGACUGUGCACCUCUUGCACGGAUUUUUCUGGAUCAGGAGAUUGACGGACAGGCGCUGCUGCUGCUGAACCUCCCAACAGUACAAGAGUGUAUGGACCUGAAACUGGGACCGGCCAUCAAGCUUUGCCACCACAUUGAGAGGGUCAAGCUGGCAUUUUAUCAACAGUUUGCCACGUAGCUGAUGGGGAUCGGCAUGGACAUGACUACAUCCUGUUCUGUGUAUUAAUCCUGUGAAAAACACUGUAUUUUCCCAUUUUGACUUUUCUAACACUGGACAUCCUUUAGAAUCCUGCAUAGACCACAUGGUGUCGGACAAGCAUGGACAUGAGUUGGACAAAAGCAGCACUUUCCAAUCAUUGUAAAAAGGACAAAGAAGAGCUACAUAGGGUCCAAGACAGUUCAGGUGCUCUUUAGGAAGGCACAGGUGAGGACUGAAAGACAGAAGAUUUCAAGGCACUUUAAUGCCAUAAAUAAGUACAAAAGCCUUUAUUGAUUCCAGUAUGUUUUGAAAAAAAAAAUGCAAGCCAUUAUCAAGGACUUGUUUUCAAGUUGAAACAGGUUGGGCUCUAGCUAUGUUUUAAUAAAGGCUUCUUAACUUGUUUCUGUCUUUAGAGUGCCUCGGAUUCUUCACUUUUAUUUCCUCUUUCUUUAUGAGGAAGAGUGACUGAGCACCAGUGCUAUAACAACGUUGGUCCUUUGUGUCCAUUCAUGAUUUCAAGCCUGCCCUGUUGCCCCUGCCCAAGCUGGCUCUUAAAGGGAACACCACUGAAUCACAUUUUUCAAUUGUCAUACUACGCCGUAGAAUAUUUGGUAUCUCUUUGGACUUGCUAUCAUCUGCUGGAGUCAGACAUGAGGUGGCCUUACCUCCUAAUCUAGUGAUUUCACACCGAAGUCUAAUUUCACUGAAGUCAUUUUUGGUGCGGAUGAAGGUACACAUUGUAUAUGACUGACCACUUCAAUUGAAGCACUUAAAUCAUUGCUUUAUCACAAAAUCCAUUUCACUGCAAAAACUCAGAUGUAUCUUGGUAUAUCAACUGAUUGGGAGCCUUUGUCUUAUGUUUUGUUAGACUCACUAAAAGUUCUCAAAGAGAUCAUUUGGCCCAUUGAUUCAGCAACAACAAAUAGUUGUCUGCACACAGAAAAAAAACUGAUGUGAAAAAUGUGAAAGCGAGUGUUCAUAUUGAAGUAGAUAUUCGGAUGAUGGUAGAUUUAAAAGUCCUAGUGAGCUGUUACAAGAUAAGGAAAUUGAUAUUAGUGUGAACACCGGACAUGCACACUACUAACAAAAUUUGCUACUGUUAUCCUGCUGAAUUAAGAUACAGUCUGCUCAACAACAGAUGUAAGAGAGCCUUCUUUUCAAAAGAUCAAAUUACUUUCUUCAAGCUUCUACAAUAUGUAAGAGCAGUUUACAGUGCAAGGAUUCUGUAAUGGAAGCACAAGCAAAACCAUGUACUGUAUGGUGGUAUGCAAAUAUGACAGUGCAUGUUUGUAUAUAGUGUAUAUAAUCAAAUAUCUUCUAGUGCAACAGGGUGAAAAAAAAUCUGUUGAGCAAUUAACUUUCCGCAUAAGCAAUGUGUAAAGCCCUAAAUAUACAGUAUAUUUGCACAGACUAGGCCUAAACUUUUGUCAUAUGGGGUGUAUGGUCAAAACAAAUUCAGCUACAGGUGAUAAUUUGAGCCAUUUCAUAUCACUAAAUAGUCAUUCUUUUUAACAGUUAACUUAAAAAUAAAUGGGCAAUUUUAAAGCAAGAAGAUAUUCUCAAAAUGCUUUUGUAAAUCAGUUUUUCCUGUUUUUACCAACUCCUGUAGUGUGAUUUACUGUAACGUGCUUCAUUUUGUGUGAGUAAAACCUCUGUGUUCUCUGUUUACUCAUUUUCUUGUACUUUCCGCUGUAUUCAAAGCAAUGGAACAGCUUUUAUUUCAUGUUUGACGAUUGUUAACUGCUAUUUAAAAGAGACGACGACAAUUAAAACGGUA
Chelmon rostratus (copperband butterflyfish) is the source of this 5047-nucleotide messenger RNA. It is a transcript of the gene sfmbt1, whose product is annotated as Scm like with four mbt domains 1. Gene Ontology annotation, cellular component: nucleus. Lineage: Eukaryota; Metazoa; Chordata; Actinopteri; Chaetodontiformes; Chaetodontidae. The transcript has 21 exons. The coding region runs from base 649 to 3249 and encodes 866 amino acids. The record is from RefSeq and is a predicted model, not a curated record. Gene Ontology annotation, biological process: regulation of DNA-templated transcription. Gene Ontology annotation, molecular function: histone binding; transcription corepressor activity.